Molecule: messenger RNA, 2445 nt
Organism: Anopheles coluzzii
Lineage: Eukaryota; Metazoa; Arthropoda; Insecta; Diptera; Culicidae
Product: copper homeostasis protein cutC homolog
Exons: 3
Coding region: 83-886 (267 amino acids)
Molecular function (GO): copper ion binding
Source: RefSeq, a predicted model, not a curated record
AGAAUUGUAGAAAAAAAUGAUACCAUACUUGAAUCAUCGUCACGUGCUCGUAGUGUCCAGCUUAUCUUUUGCUUCACUGUAGAUGCAUUGUUCCACGAAGCGGGAAAGAAAUUCAACAUCAAAAACGAUUCAGGGUGGCGCCGACCGUAUAGAGCUCUGCUCUGCGCUGAGCGAAGGUGGCCUGACGCCAUCGGUGGGACUGUUGCGAGAAAUAAAGCAAUACCUUGCAGCGGAAUACGAUGCACCAUUGCUAAGCGGUCGUCCAACGAUCUUCCCCGUGUACUGCAUGAUACGGUGCCGAAGGGGUAGUGAUUUUUGCUACUCCGCGCAGGAAAUGAACGCCAUGCUGUGGGAUAUGCGGCUGUUGAAACAGAACGGUGCCGAUGGGUUCGUGUUCGGCGCACUGGAUCCAUCAUCAUCCGGCCGCGUGCAUCGACAACACUGCGAACAAGUGGUUGUGGCGGCGGGAGAGCUGCCGCUAACCUUUCACCGUGCCAUUGACUGCACGGAGGAGGGCGCACUGGGCGAGAAUCUAGAACUGAUAGCUGAGCUGGGCUUUUCGACCGUGUUGACGAGUGGAUUGAAACCGACGGCAGAGCAAGGGAUGGAAACGAUCGCUAAAAUGAGGGAAAUAGCAGAUCAGCUCACCGGUAAAUCGCUUCGUGUGAUGCCCGGUUCGGGAGUAUCAACGCAAAAUGCACGGCAAAUACUGCAACGUACCGGAUGCGAUGCAAUACACGGAUCGGCAAGCAUAACGAAACGGGCGGGAGGUCAUCAAACAGGAACCAUAUCGAUAGGUGGAAGCAAUGUCGAUGCUAUGCCAUUGAAGGUGUGCAGUAAAGCAAAGGUGCAAGAGUUGCGCCAAUUGAUCGAUAGCAUAGUGUAAUAAAAUAAAGCAUUACCCUUACCUCUGGACUGGGAGCCGGAGGUAGAUGAUACCAUCCUACGUUUUCUUUCACUUCGGCCUAACGUACGAUCAUGCGUGUUUUUGGAUCGUACAUCCCAUACCGUGGUGUAUUUAUUGUGAACGUUUUUUGCACAUAAUUCACUGCUCAAACGAAGCGGGAUAUAAGAAUCCAGCGGGGACCGGUCACCGCAAUGGUUGGACAGAGGAAGAAGAAUCUUCUCUAUUGCAACCGCGCCAUGCAGGGCACCCUCUCGUCGUGGGUUAUUCCGUGUUCCCCUUCACCGUUCAACUAGAUAUCUGGCGUUUCUGGUCGUUCGGUCGUUCGGUGCGAAUAUAGCUGAAUUUGUUGAUGUGAAUACCAUACAUACUGAUGUUCGCUCUAUCGUACAGUAUUGAACGCUGUGCUUUGUCAUUGUCUUCUAAUGCCACCCCCUAAGUCAUCCUCUCCCCCCAGAGUUGGCUGUAUUACAUUUGUUGCAUAAAGUUGUUGUUUUAUGAGCUUCCUGUUACGUGUGUUCAAGUUUCUCCUAGUGAUCAAACGCGCGAUUCUGCAUUAACUAAGUUUCGUUUACUCGUCGUUUACAACAAUAUCUAUUCAUACCUAUAAUUAUGUAUAUAUAUACUUUCUGUGUUUUUUUUUGUGUUGAUUUUUUGUUUCAUUUUUUCUCAUUGCUCCUACUUGUUUCCUUUAUAUUAAGUUCUACUUUCCUUCCAAUAUACAUAUAGUUUGUUUAUUUCUUAAUAACAUCCCGCUUAAGCUCGGUAGUGGUUAUGAGAAUGUACACCCUUUCCAAACGAAUCCUUCCUUCUCUUUUUACGGCCAAGAUCUCAUGCUGGCCGGGUUUACUACUUUCGGUAAGAAAGCCGGUGGCAACACAUUUACGCGAAGAAAGCGUUUGCUUAUAAUACUUCGAUUUUAAUAAAUGAAAAAAAGAAAGAUCAAAUCCAUAACAUGUUUUCUUCAAGACACACUUAUAUAUAUUUUGUUCUUUUACGACAGACUCACAUGGAUGUUGGCUGCACACGCAUGCACACCUUUACAAAACGAUUAACUUCAUUUAACGCUCCCUGGGAUCGUGAUUUUCCGCGUUCAACACGAUCAUUACACAGAUUUCCAUACCAUUGCUUCGAACGAUCAGCAAAAGCUUCAACCACAUUUUGGUGUUCGCAAAGCAAGAUGCUGGCGGUAAGGAGACGUAUGUAGUGCACCGGAUUGAACCACAGGCCACGACCUGUUAGAUGGUAUUCUUUGUAAUGGAGCAAUAUCAUACAUUACAAUUACUUUUACUUUUUCUACCGAAAAUGUGACUUGGCUGGCGUGAAAGAAAAGCGAAAGAGGCCACACUGAAAGAUGUUGUUACCGUGUGUUGGUUGCCGAAAUCGAGUGUUGUUGAAACAAUCGUGCCGCUACUGCUAUUAGUAUUGAUCUUUUCUAAAGGAAUGUAUUUUAACGAUUUGUUUCAGUAUUUAGCAAACACGCUCGCUGAUGGUUUGGAUAGUCUUGUCCUACGUGCCUUCUUCUAAUAAAGUGUGCCACC